CAGGGAUGAAAGAAAGCGGCAUGGCCAUGUUUUGGAGAAUUCUCUCCGCACUAGGUUUCGAUUGUUUUAAAGGCACUCCGACAUCGUCUCAGAGAUCUUCCAGAAAGCUGGGCUCCAGUCGAGCAGCAAGUAUGGAGAGUAGUUCACUGACGGGCAGCCUGUCUGUGGGUUCUGACCCUGUACAUCACUGCCAAUGCUGCAUCUCAUACGCUUCCCAUCUCAGACGCCUGUCCUGCGGUCACCAGUACUGUGAACCCUGCACCUUUCAGAUAGUCAACCUGGCUUUUGAGGACAUUGAGGGUCUAGCUGAGUACCCCUGCCCUGUCUGCAAGUCCCUUCACCACCUCAGUGGCUCAGUGCCCGUGCCUGCUUACCCAGUCAUAAGCCACUACUCACCAUUUGGAAGCCAGAAACAACGGCUGGUUGAGGAGGAGGAAAACCAGUGGGAUUAAAGGAUUGUGUAAACUGGUCUGCAAAUGCAGCAUCUGUCUAGAAAUGGUACUGGAUCCUAAAGAAUAAAAACUAAUG
Trichomycterus rosablanca is the source of this 528-nucleotide messenger RNA. RefSeq lists its product as uncharacterized. The coding region runs from base 6 to 452 and encodes 148 amino acids. Lineage: Eukaryota; Metazoa; Chordata; Actinopteri; Siluriformes; Trichomycteridae. Gene Ontology annotation, molecular function: metal ion binding. The record is from RefSeq and is a predicted model, not a curated record. The transcript has 2 exons.